CAAUACAUUUUUUAUAUCAAAAUUUUUUUGACAGAUGGAUUCGGAAGAGAAGGAAAACCGUAAAGUUUUGGAGGAGAAGCAAGCAUUGUUGGAUAAACUUAAACAAGAAAUUGCCAACACAAAAAGGGGAGCUAAUUUGUCUGCUUCAAGUUUAGAAUCUGGAUCUACUGGGACAAUAACUUCAACAUCAUUGCGUACAAACUCUUCACCUCCCGACAAAAUUACAACAAAGAAGAGAAUUGGGCAUUUGUUUGGUGCGAGGAAUUGUUAA
Molecule: messenger RNA, 271 nt
Organism: Meloidogyne enterolobii
Lineage: Eukaryota; Metazoa; Nematoda; Chromadorea; Rhabditida; Meloidogynidae
Source: the annotation of a GenBank genome assembly